Messenger RNA from Morus notabilis, 3249 nucleotides. Its product is annotated as probable alpha-mannosidase At5g13980. Lineage: Eukaryota; Viridiplantae; Streptophyta; Magnoliopsida; Rosales; Moraceae. The transcript is spliced from 29 exons. The coding region runs from base 30 to 3041 and encodes 1003 amino acids. Gene Ontology annotation, biological process: mannose metabolic process. The record is from RefSeq and is a predicted model, not a curated record. Gene Ontology annotation, molecular function: carbohydrate binding; alpha-mannosidase activity.
UUGGAGCUUGGUUUUUGGCGGUGGGUUUUAUGGUGGCGAUGAUCUCAACAUGUGGAGAGUGCAAGUACAUUGCUUACAAUACGACGUCGUCCGUUGUGGCUGACAAUAUCAACGUUCAUUUGGUGGCUCAUACUCAUGACGAUGUUGGAUGGUUGAAGACCAUUGAUCAGUACUAUGUUGGCUCUAAUAACUCCAUUCAGGCAGCAAGUGUCCAAAAUGUGCUGGAUUCAAUAGUUCCCGCUCUGUUGGCUGACAAGAAUCGCAAGUUCAUUUAUGUCGAGCAGGCAUUUUUCCAACGUUGGUGGGAUGAACAGAGCGAAGCUGUCCAAAGCACAGUCAAGCGGCUUGUCAGCUCUGGUCAACUAGAGCUCAUAAAUGGAGGAAUGUGCAUGCACGAUGAGGCUGCGACUCACUACGUCGACAUGAUUGAUCAGACAACUCUUGGCCAUCGGUUCAUCAAAGCAGAAUUCAAUGUCACUCCAAGAAUUGGUUGGCAGAUUGAUCCAUUUGGACAUUCUGCUGUUCAGGCUUACCUACUAGGAGCCGAGGUUGGAUUUGACUCUUUUUUCUUCGGAAGAAUCGACUACCAAGACCGAGCUAAAAGGAAGAACGAGAAAAGCCUUGAGGUUGUAUGGCGGGGUUCAAAGACUCUUGGUUCAUCUUCACAGAUUUUUGCUGGUGCUUUUCCUGAGAAUUAUGAACCUCCUAGUAAUUUCUACUAUGAAGUUAAUGCUAAUGAGGAUUCCCCUAUUAUCCAGGAUAAUACCAACUUGUUUGACUACAAUGUGGCGGAGCGUGUUAAUGAGUUUGUGGCUGCUGCAAUAUCCCAAGCUAAUAUUACUCGCACAAAUCAUGUGAUGUGGACAAUGGGAACGGAUUUCAAGUAUCAAUAUGCACAUACAUGGUUUAAGCAGAUGGACAAGUUCAUUCAUUAUGUCAAUCAAGAUGGGCGUGUCAAUGCCCUUUACUCAACCCCAUCAAUAUACACUGAUGCAAAACAUGCAACAAAUGAGGCCUGGCCGAUCAAGAACGAUGACUACUUUCCAUACGCAGACCGUGUGAAUGCAUACUGGACUGGAUAUUUUACAAGCAGGCCGGCGCUCAAAGGCUAUGUCAGAAUAACCAGUAGCUACUAUUUGUAUGUGAAACAGGCAGCUAGACAGUUAGAGUUCUUUAGGGGAAGGAGCAAAUCAGGGCCAAACACAGACUCGCUUGCCGAUGCUUUGGCAAUUGCUCAGCAUCAUGAUGCAGUCAGUGGCACGUCAAAGCAGCAUGUGGCAAAUGAUUAUGUGAAACGACUUUCGAUAGGUUACACCGAGGCUGCGAAGGUUGUUGCAGAAUCACUCGCAUUCCUGUCGGACUCAGCAUCAAAAUGGGGUCACAACAGCUCUUAUAUCAAGUUCCAACAGUGUCCACUUUUGAAUAUCAGCUAUUGUCCCUCAUCAGAAGUUGAUCUAUCAAAGGGAAACAACCUGGUCAUUGUUGUUUAUAACCCCCUGGGAUGGAGAAGAAAUGAUGUUGUAAAGAUUCCUAUCGUCGACAAGAAUGUCGUUGUUCGGGAUUUCAAAGGAAAAGAAAUUGAAUCACAAAUCAUUCCUCUGCCCGAUGUUUCUGUGAGCAUAAGAAACUACCAUGCAAGGGCAUACUUGGGAAGUUCUCCAAAAGUGACCCCUAAAUAUUGGCUUGCAUUUUCUGCCACUGUGCCGCCUCUUGGUUUCAGCACUUACAUUGUCUCAAAUGCCAAAAGGGCAGCUGGUGUUUCUGAGAAACAAACCGUGUAUGAAUCACAAAAAAGUCAAAAUCAUACGAUAGAAGUGGGGCCAGGAAACUUGAAGCUUGUUUAUUCGGGGAAAGAUGGAAAACUUUCAAGAUACAUCAACACAAAGAGUUUGGUCGAAGAGUCAGUAGAGCAAUCGUUUGGCUAUUACUCCGGAGACGAUGGAACUCGUGUCGAUUUACAGGCGUCUGGAGCAUACAUCUUCCGUCCUAAUGUCUCUUAUCCCAUCAAAACUGAAGGGCAGGUUCCUCUUACCGUUUUCCGGGGACCGCUGUUGGAUGAAGUACAUCAGAGAACAAAUUCAUGGAUAUAUCAGGUCACUAGAGUGUACAAGGAGAAAGAGCAUGCUGAAUUUGAGUUCACUAUUGGUCCUAUUCCAAUUGAUGAUAAAAUUGGAAAAGAGGUUGUAACUAAAAUUACAAGCACUCUGAAAAACAGCAAACAAUUCUUCACGGAUUCUAAUGGCCGUGAUUUUAUUGAAAGGAUUGGAGAUUAUAGAAAAGACUGGAAGCUUGAAGUGAAUCAACCUGUGGCAGGAAACUAUUACCCAAUUAAUCUUGGAAUAUAUCUGAAGGACAAGAGCAAUGAGCUGUCACUGCUGGUAGAUAGAGCUGUUGGGGGAUCCAGCAUUGUGGAUGGCCAAUUGGAACUCAUGCUUCACAGGAGGUUGCUCCAUGACGAUGGCCGGGGAGUUGCAGAGGCACUAAACGAGACGGUUUGCAUUGGUGAUAAAUGCCAAGGGCUAACUAUUGUAGGAAAGUACUACCUCAGAAUUGACCCUCUAGGAGAAGGUGCUAAAUGGCGUCGAUCUUUCGGUCAAGAAAUAUAUUCUCCCUUUCUUUUAGCCUUCGCAGAACAGGAUGGACAAUACUCUCAUGUUCCAACCUUUUAUGGCAUGAACCCCUCCUAUGCAUUGCCUGAUAAUGUUGCAAUUCUAACCCUCCAGGAGCUGCAAGGCGGAGAAGUCCUCCUUCGCUUGGCACAUUUAUACGAGAUCGGAGAGGAUAGAGAUAUUUCAGUUAUGGCAAGUGUAGAGUUGAAGAAAGUGUUCUCCAAUAAGAAGAUAAAGAGAAUAGCAGAGAUGAGUUUAUCUGCUAACCAAGAAAGAGUGGAAAUGGAGAAGAAGAGACUAGUGUGGAAAGUAGAAGGGUCUUCUGAAGAACCAAAGGUGGUGAGAGGAGGACCAGUUGAUCCAACAAAGUUUGUAGUGGAACUUGCUCCAAUGGAAAUCAGAACCUUCAUAAUCAACUUCUAUUCCAGAUGAUCAACUACUAAAAUAGGGUAAUUCACUGCAAGUGAAUUGGUGUUGGAGAAAAAUCUUAUUUUUUUUGUUGCUUAUCGAACAAUUUGAGAAUAAUUCACUGGUUUCUAAGUGUACAUUAUCGAACAAUUGGAGAAUAAUUCACUGGUUUCUAAGUGUACAUUAUCGAACAAUUCGAGAAUAAUUCACUGGUUUCUAAGUGUACAUAGUC